This is a messenger RNA of Ricinus communis (castor bean), 2078 nucleotides long. Its product is annotated as probable protein arginine N-methyltransferase 3. Gene Ontology annotation, biological process: peptidyl-arginine methylation. The record is from RefSeq and is a predicted model, not a curated record. The transcript is spliced from 7 exons. The coding region runs from base 95 to 1885 and encodes 596 amino acids. Gene Ontology annotation, molecular function: protein-arginine N-methyltransferase activity. Lineage: Eukaryota; Viridiplantae; Streptophyta; Magnoliopsida; Malpighiales; Euphorbiaceae.
UCGAAAAAUAGGGUUUCUGUCAGGGUUUAAGGAAUGAAACUAGACUAAUACAUAUUUCACUUCUUGCCCCUCUCUAUCUCUCUCUACAGAAAUCAUGGCCAAAAACAAUCAAAUAGAAAUCGAUGAAUUAAACACAAAACCAAUCCAACAAAAAAUUAAAGAAGAAUUAGUAGAAGAUGAAGAUGAUGAAGAAGAAGAUAAUGGAGAUUGGGAAGAUUGGAGAGAUGAUGAUGAAGAAGAGGAAGCAGACUCUAAUUUUUUGUGUUUAUUUUGUGAUUCUAAGUACAGCUCUUGCAUUGAGUUACUUGACCAUUGUGGUUUUACCCAUAAGUUUGAUUUAAAAGGGAUAAGGAAAGAACUGUGCUUGGAUUUCUAUGGUUCAUUUAAGUUCAUCAACUACGUUAGGUCUAUGGUGGCAGAAAACAGAUGCUGGAGUUGUGGGGUUACUUGCAAGUCCAACAGAUAUCUACAGUGUCAUUUACAUGACGCAGUGAACCUUAAAGACAUUAAGCUUUUCUGGGAUGAUGAUAGAUAUUUGAAACCUUUUUUACAAGAUGAUUCACUCUUGUACAGUUUUAUUGGAGAUGAAGAAAGUGAAGAGGAUUUUGCUACACAAGUAGAUAAAGAGGAACUCAUGAAGGAUUUAAGGAAUAUUGAAGAGAUCCGUAUUGAAGAUGACCAAACUGGACAAGUUUCUGCAGCUAUUUCUGACAAGUUUGAAGGAAAUGGAAUAAAAGAGGUUGCCUCUGUUUCCAAGGGCCCUUUGAAUCUUGCCGUGACAGAGAUUAAGAAAGUAAAUGAGAAUUAUUUCGGUGCUUAUAGUUCAUUUGGUAUCCAUAGAGAGAUGAUAAGUGAUAAGGUAAGGAUGGAUGCUUAUAGGCAAGCUAUCUUGAAAAAUCCUUCUCUCUUGACUGGUGCUGUUGUGAUGGAUGUAGGUUGUGGAACUGGCAUACUAAGUCUCUUUGCAGCCCAAGCAGGGGCUUCAAGAGUGAUUGCAGUUGAAGCCAGUGAAAAGAUGGCUGCAGUGGCAACUCAGAUUGCUAAAGACAAUGGCCUUUGGCACAGUAAUACCCAAGGUGAAGGAAAUAGCAAGUGCACUGGUGUAAUGGAGGUGGUUCAAGGUAUGGUUGAGGAGCUUGAUAUACAAAUUGAACCACAUAGUGUUGAUGUCUUGGUGAGUGAAUGGAUGGGUUAUUGCCUACUCUAUGAGUCGAUGCUCAGCUCAGUGCUCUAUGCAAGAGAUAAAUGGUUGAGGCCUGGAGGUGCCAUUCUCCCUGACACAGCAACUAUUUAUGCUGCGGGAUUUGGAAAAGGUGGUACCAGUCUUCCAUUUUGGGAAGAUGUAUAUGGUCUCAACAUGACUUGCAUUGGCAAAGAACUUGUUCAGGAUGCUGCUCAAAUUCCUAUUAUUGAUAUUGUGAAUGAUUGUGAUCUAGUGACUGAUGCUGCUGUUCUCCAGAGUUUUGACUUGGCAACUAUGAAGCCUGAAGAUGUGGAUUUCACCGCAAGCAUCGAGCUGAAACCAAAAUUGGGUAAAACAACAUGGUGUUAUGGGGUUGUAUUGUGGUUUGAUACUGAUUUUACAACCAGGUUCUGCAAAGAAACACCAGCUGUGUUGUCUACAUCCCCUUUCACUCCCAAAACACACUGGUCACAAACUAUCCUCACCUUCCGGGAACCAAUAGCAGUGGCACCAGCAAAACCUCCCGCUGAUUUAUCAGCAGCUGUUGGAACGGAUGCAUGCCCUGCUGCAAGAAUCCAUUUGCGCAUCAGCAUUGUUCGUGCCAUUGAACAUCGCAGCAUCGACAUUUCAAUGGAGCCCAUUACAGUUGGCCCAGUUGGUCAGAAGCGCAAUUGGCCAGUGCAGAUAUUCAAUCUAUCUUAGAAUUUGUCAAGCAGAUCAAAUCCAUAGAUCAUACCAUCUGGCAUUUUGAGAUUGUCUUGCCUGUGGGAUCAGUUUUGACUCUGUAAAAUUUGUGCUCUUAGAAAACUUGAUUCUACCUUCUUGAGCAUUUAGCCUGUCCAGUUGUGGGUCGAUUAUAUAACCUUAUUUUAUGCAUUUGGUGAGUUACAUCCAA